Molecule: messenger RNA, 1473 nt
Organism: Puccinia graminis f. sp. tritici CRL 75-36-700-3
Lineage: Eukaryota; Fungi; Basidiomycota; Pucciniomycetes; Pucciniales; Pucciniaceae
Exons: 2
Coding region: 1-1473 (490 amino acids)
Source: RefSeq, a predicted model, not a curated record
AUGGCCAGCUCACAACCGACCAGUGAGACCGUCACCAGUCAAAGCCAACCGAACAACGAACCCACCCAGGCCGUGCGAAACAAUACCAUCCACACUCGACCGGCUGGCCCACUGAUCCGCCAAAGCCGUCCGGGACGGGCGGCCGGUUCGCAAGGCUACUCGGCAAGUGAUAUGACCGCCUUGACCGAAUGCGUGUUGGCGCUGCUCCCACUCGGAACGACGGAGUGGAACGAGGUCUGCGACAGGUACAACAGUUAUGCUCACAAUGCUGGACGCGCUCUCCGGGCAUCUCAUUCCCUCAAGACCAAGUUCCGUACUCUUGUCCAUCACCCUAAUCCCUCGGGCCUUCUCGACGAUUGCCCCAGCUACGUCCGGCUGGCUAAACAAGCCGCAAAGGCGAUCGAGAAACGUUCUCGGUUUUUGAUCUCUCAAGACCCUGACUGGGCGGAGUCCGAUGAAGACAAGGGGACGGGUACCUCUGUGCAAGUUUCGGGUCGAUCGACAACGAUGGAGGAUGAUCAGGAACGCGCGACUCAAGAGAAUGGGGAAGAGACGAGACCACUCAAUCCCCAAACGCAAGUGGAGCCCAACGGAAACCCAGCAGGCAUUCCGGUGCUGCCAGCACAAGUCUCGGAGGAGAGGAGUCAAUCAUCAGCUUCGCCGGUGAUGAUUUCGACCACAUCGUUGCAGCCGUUCGUUCGAUCUACAACCAGUCCUCUCCGAACUGCAUCCCAGCCUGCACCCAAAUCUCUCCAGAGGCCAGGCCCCACUAAAGCUCAUCCGCUGAGGUCCAAUUACUUUUCCCCGAUGGGUUCGAGAGACAGACGUGACUUGUCGGCGAUCGGUGGCAGUGGCCGACGAGACAGGGGCUCAACGGAUGGGGACUCAAAGACGACACGAGGCAAUAACCUUCAGCCCGAGCCUGGUAGCAGUAGUCAGCUAAGGGAAAGGGAGAAUGACCGGGGCCUAGUGGAUUUUUACUCGCUGAGACUGCAAGAGGCGAAUGCGACGAUCAUCCGCCUACAGGACGAGGCGAGCCGGAGCAAGGAUGCCCAGGCCUCCAGGGUACAAGGCUUGGAGGACGAGAAUCGGCGGCUACGGGACAGUCUGCUCCAGCAGACCGUCAAGGCCGACUCCCUCCAGGGACAACUCGAGAUGAUGGGCCGGCUCUGGGACCUCUCGAAGGCCUCCUCCUUCGCCUUCUUCCAGCCCAGCACAAGCCAAACCCCUCUCAACAUACCCUCUUUUCCUAACUUCAACCUGCCCCAGUCCACUUCCUCCUCGAUCCCUCAUAUGCCGCCUGUCCCUCCGGUCCCUCCCCCCGCUUCAGACACCAUUCAUAACCAAAACUCACAACCUUCUUCAAUGCCCCUUGGCGCCCCAAGUGGUUCAGCCGAACAUCUGGCUCCAUCGGUGUCGACUUCCACUGCUCUUGAUGAGCAAAACCAAGUGGGCAGUUCUGCACCAUUCUGA